Messenger RNA from Pocillopora meandrina, 1073 nucleotides. The record is from the annotation of a GenBank genome assembly. NCBI's taxonomy places the organism in Eukaryota, Metazoa, Cnidaria, Anthozoa, Scleractinia, Pocilloporidae.
CUUUGAGAUCUUGUACCGGCAAUUUCGAAAAACAUACAACAAGUGAAUGAUCCGGGUUAAUAAUCAUUGGAGUCUCAAGCAACCUCUGAGAGGUACGCGUACAGGGUUUUGACGGAAUAGAUGCAAAACAAACUAACUGCCCUUAUGAAUCAUGUAACACAACCUGUGUGCUUGAUUGAAAAAACGUACAGCACAAAUUGGUCUCGGACGCUUUGAAACCUUCUUGUUCUACGACGCCUCAACUGAGUUUCAAUCGUCAUGCCUUGUAUCUUAGGUCGUAACUCCAUGAACAUGGAACAAUCCUCAAACAGCGUGGCCGAGCUCCAAUUCUCUGAGACAGAAAUCUACAUUUAUUCUAGCUCCGAUAAAGAGACUGAUGUAGCGAUGGAGUUCGUGCUGAAUCCGCCAACAUUUGUGGUUACGUCAAGUGGGUGGACUUCUCCGUGGUUCACCAAUCAUUCACCUUUUGUAGUACUGGACGAGCUAAAAGAUUUGGACUUAUCAGUUGUUGCAGCAAAUACUGUUGGAGUGACUAGUGUGUGGACCCUGCAAGGUAACAUGAACGUCCACCGUUUGAGAAGUCCUAUCUGGAAUCAUCAGUUCUUUAAUUAUGCACGCGCCAUGCCACACAAGUAUCAGGGGCGCUCUUAAAAACUGUUUAGACCGACAUUUUGAAAACUUUCUUGUUAAGAAUUAGAAUAGAACAUUGUCUGAGCUACUCCUUAUAUCUUCAUCUAUAAUUUGUUAUUAAUAUUUAUAUUAAUGGUUUAACAUUUUCUGUGCUGUGACAUUUUAGUUGUAGUGUUGUCAAGGGAGAUCGUUUUUCCUGUUAAUGCAGUGAAAUUACAGGAGACCAGUAAUUUACCAAAAUUAGCUUAUGUUGUGAAAAUCACAUGGUUAAAUCAUGUUUCUGUUAUUGCUCUGAACUUGUGCGUAACGUUUAUUGUUUGCAUAACUGUUGAACUGUUCGUUUUAAAAUGAUAUAUUAGAUAUACAUGAUAAAACGCUGCUAGUUAGAGCUUUGGAUCGUUCACUGCAGAUCCCCGGCACCUGAAAUUAGCGACAGAUCUUUG